Messenger RNA from Symbiodinium sp. CCMP2456, 2793 nucleotides. The record is from the annotation of a GenBank genome assembly. NCBI's taxonomy places the organism in Eukaryota, Dinophyceae, Suessiales, Symbiodiniaceae.
AUGACAGCACUUUCUUUGGCCAACGGAUUUGUUCACGGCGUGAUGACGGUCUUGUCUGCUAUCCUCACUGUCAGCUUCGGCAUCCUGAUUUCCCCAGCCUUGCACAUUCCUUUGAUAGUAUUGCAAGGGGUGAUAAUCCAGUCGACAGACUCGGGAAUCUCCCCGUUGACGAUCAGGUUGCUGGGCGUGAACUGGGUUACGCUGUUCAGGUUGCCUUUCUUCAUGGCAUCUUCGCUGUACUUGCCUUUGAGACUCGCCCUGAUGUUAUCGCGAUUCCUGUUCGCGCUCAUCGUUGUGACACCGCAACCAGCACAACAGUAUGCCGUUCUUGUUGCUGUGCCUCCUUGGGCCGAUAUCCUUUGCGGGGCUGGCUUUGACGCAUCUUUUGAGGCUGACGUUUGGAUCCCGGGGCAAAUUGAGUCGGUGGCCGAAGGGGCUUUCCUGUUCAACUUGCUGCACAGGCAGCAAGGGAUUUUCAGGCAUUCCACCGAGUUGCUCGUCCUCUCGUCCACGGUGGUGAUCUUAGUGAUGAACACCUCGCCAGUGUCAUCAGUUCAUUUGGUCUUCCUCAUGACCAUCUUCAUCGGCUACGCGAUUAUGUCCAGGCUGAGUCCCUGCUCGUUUCCGCCGGAAUUCCAGACAGACUCGUGGCUAACGAUCGGGGAGGGCUUAGCCGUUGUCGAAUCCGGGACACGGCCCGGCGACGCGCUCGCCGAUGUAGUAUUUGCCUUCCUCUUCUCCUCAGUCCUUCAAAAGGUCAGGCAGGCCAUUUUCGCAGCAGGAUACGAGGUUGUUCUUCUCUGGGCUGCCUCGUGGUUCCGUCAGCUUUCGACGCUGGGCUGCCCUGACGGCACUCUUGCACCCAUAGACGUAGCAUGGAUGGACGACCUAGUCAUCCUUCUCUCUUUGUCCACUCCUGAGGGCGCACUUGCUGCCACCAAGGGUGCUGCAACAGCUCUGAUUGAUGAGUGCCUCAAGGCAUUGCUUCACCCAAACCUUGACCCAGGUUCACUUGAUCCCGAGCUUAAAGUUCGUUCCGCUCAGGAGGCUUUGCUGUUUCAGUCAUUAGUGCUUUCGCGUUUGCUCUACGGAGCUGGAACCUGGUCUUAUCAGGACGAAACUGUUGAACAGCGCAUUCAGGGGGUCUUACUUGCCAUGGCACGACAAAUGUUGCGUCCAUCGUACAGCUUUGAGGAUUCUUGCCACCUAGGUGCAGGCCAGGUUCUUGCUGUUGCUAGAGUUCCAUCUGCAAAGGUUCUCCUGCACGUCGAGCGCUUGCGACAUCUUGCUGUCGUUACUCGGGUCGCGCCUGCUGAAUUCUGGGCUAUCUUGCACCAUGACUCUACUUGGUGCGGUCUUGCACUUGAGUCGUUGUCUUGGUUCUCUCGUGGCCUUGCACUUGCUGGCACCCCUCAGGAUCGACUCUCUGAGUGGUCUUCUGCGCGUGAAGUUAUCAUCAAGUCGCCUGCGCUCUGGCGAAGGUGGCUUCGCAAAGCACAACAGACAGCAUUGCUUGCUGAGCUCUGGGAGUCUGAGGUGCACCACUAUCAUGGGUUGCUCUUACGUUACCUGCUCUCACAUGGAGCACAGGUUGGAGAAGAGGUGCACGCUCCUGAGGCCGCAGGUGAGGUUUGUGCCGUUUGCCAGCAAAGGUUUCCUAACCUGCGUUGCUGGAGCCAUCAUGCCUUUAAGCGCCACGGUCGCGUUAGAGAGGCACGAUUGUAUGCACAGGGCACUCAAUGCCAAAUUUGCCUCAAGCAUUUUGCAUCCACAUUUCAUCUGAGCAAUCACCUCGAAUACUCCCAACAAUGUCUGGCACAACUCUCGUCUGUCUCACAGGUUGAGGUACCAAUGCCUGGAAGAGGUAGUAGGAAGUUCCGCUCUGGCAAGGACGUCAUGCUCCCGGCUGUCACUGCCAGUGGACCCGUGCUGCCUCAGGUUCCCGUUGCUUUCAUUCCUGAAGUUGACAGAGCCGAUGACAGUGUCUUGAGCUCCCUUGAGGACCUCUUCUGUUGUGAUGACCGGGGCUAUUCCUACGACACCCUGAUACAGGCCGUUAAAGCAGCUUUUGCUGGAGUGUGCCUGCAGGUCUCGCGGCUCAAAGCCACCGCCCGUGAGUGGCGUCAUCGACUCACUUCUGAGCUUCAGGACAACGAGGAUGUCUCGAUCAAUUGGUCCACCUGGCACCGUAGGAUUGCCGAUUGGAUCUGUGACGUCGACUUUGUCGAAUGGCUUGUUCCCUGUGCAAUUGACACAACUAAAGCGCAUGCCACUUUCCGUGAUGGCACUGUGCUUUUACCUUGGCUGUCGUUUCAUGCCUUGUGUGUCUCUCCCGUCGGGCUGCACGAGGGCCUUCGACUUCGGGUCAUCUCUGGUACUCGUCGGCUCCUGGGUGAUCGACUUAUCCAGUCUGUUGUCUGGCUCUGCCAUGAGCAGUGUUUCCGGCAGCCCCUGCUUCUUAAUUUCGGUGACUGGAUCAGGUCCCGUUCUGAUUGGGUCUGCGGGUUUUGCCUAGCUGGGCUGCUUUCAACCACUGCUCUUCCGUCCCCCGUUCGACACUUUAAGUCACUUGAACGGAGUCUCCAUCGCCUUCGCCUUUUCGCUGACCUUGUGCGUGGAGUCCUCCAUCUCUGGCUUAACGAAGUUCCUGCAUUCCUCGUCGCCGCCCCUUCUGACUGCCCUGGUCUUGCAGCUGUCAAGAGGGUUGCUCCUUACUGUGUACAGUCAGGCGACUGUGAAGUGCUCUCCAACUUCGCCGACCCGGGGGCUUUCGCUGCUCGUUUCACCUUUUAA